AUGACCAAGGUCCAGGACCCAGCCAAGCAGGACGAGGUGGCAGCGCCACAAGAAGUCAAGGCCGAAGACGUGCCGAAGGCAGACGAAGAGGACGAGGAGGAGGAGGGCGAGACCAGAUGCGUAUGCGGGGAGGUUGACCCUCCCGAUGACUCGGGGCUGUAUAUCCAGUGCGAAGAGUGCAGCGUAUGGCAGCAUGGGUUUUGUGUAGGAAUCACCGAGGGCGAGGACAGCGCGCCGGACAAGUACUGGUGCGAGAGGUGCCGGCCCGACUUGCACCAUCUCUACGACACAGAUCUCGGAGAGCAUCGGUCCGCGUACCAGCCGGUGCAGCAGAACAAGCGCCAGAACCGCCGGUUGCGGCGUGAGGAUGUGCCCUCCGUGGAGAGCGGGGUGGAGGAUGAGGAGGCCGUGAAGUCUGAAAGCUCGAAGACGUCGCUGCCGGCGGAGGCCCCCAAGCCACGCAAGCGGCACCAGCGGCGCAAAGACUCGGCGAGCGGGCUGCCUACGACGAUCCAAGGCGGUAGGCGUGACUCCAACGAGGACCGCAGGUCGCUGGACCGGCGCCGCGCCACCUCUUCCGCCCGCGAGGAGAAGCAGUACCAGCUGAUGUUGGAAAAGGCCCUCAAGGAGAGCAGGCGCACCUCGCAGCACGGAGACGAAUCCGAUGUACCAGUUCUUCCGGAUGGCAUUCACGGGAAGCACGAGGCGGAUGAGGAGGCCGUGAUCGAAACUGAGGCCUCAGAGCCGCCUAAGAAACGCAGCAAGCUCAACACGCCCUCUGGCACACCGCCCACGUCCUCCGAAGACGAAACAAGGCGCAGAGGCAAGCGCGGACCCCAGCGCAAGCUCAAAAGCAGGAGCAACUCGCGACCCUCUUCCAACGACAACAACUGCAACGGCUCCGAUAUUGGCAUAAACAAGCCCAUUAAGCCUAGAAUACCAACGCAAAGAACCUCAAUCAACGAAAUGAGGCGGCGCGUCAGUGCCAUCCUGGAGUUUAUCUCUAGAACCCAGGUCGAACUUUCUCAGGACCAGAUCGAGAAGCAGCAGCUCACGGAGUUCGUGGAAAACGAAGACUUUAUCAAAAAGGUGGACUCUAUCUACAGUAAUUAUGAUGAAAGCCUGAAAAUGAUGGACGAUCUGACGCGAAAACUACUUUUAUGGGAGAAGAAGUACGCGCUGGACCAAUAA
This is a messenger RNA of Lachancea thermotolerans CBS 6340, 1191 nucleotides long. It is a transcript of the gene CTI6, whose product is annotated as Cti6p. The transcript has a single exon. The record is from RefSeq and is a predicted model, not a curated record. Gene Ontology annotation, cellular component: Rpd3L complex; Rpd3L-Expanded complex. Bases 1 to 1191 code for a protein of 396 amino acids. NCBI's taxonomy places the organism in Eukaryota, Fungi, Ascomycota, Saccharomycetes, Saccharomycetales, Saccharomycetaceae. Gene Ontology annotation, biological process: negative regulation of silent mating-type cassette heterochromatin formation; negative regulation of rDNA heterochromatin formation.